ACUUGCAUUCUACAAUUAGCAUCAAGAUAAUCUAUUGUUCAGAGUUUAACGUUACCUAUUGUUAAACGAAAUAGAGUAUAUCACGCGAAAAACAUCGUUAUCAGGUGUUUUAUUAUCAGUGCUGAUAGCCGGCAGUAGUGUACAUUAAAGUCAGUUUUGUAUUAUAGUUUGUUGUGAGUGAUUUCCGAAAUGGCAAGUGCUGUGCCGAAUAAUCAGAAGAUGAAGUUUUCGAAAACUGAGACAGAAUAUGACAUGAAGUCUAUAAGGUUCCUGCUGUUGACAAUAACCACCAUGUUUAUCAUAAUCGGUGGUCUGAUGAUAGUCCUAGGCAUUUCAGUCUACUCUCACUACCACAGUUUCGACUUCUUCUACGAGAGCGCCAAGAGUGGAAGAUUCCUUACGCCGUCUGUCCUUAGCGUGUUCCUUGGCUUCAUGUUGCUGGUCGUCACUUCUAUUGGCUUCUUCGGUAGUCUGAAGCAGAGCACUUGCAUGGUCAACCUGUACGCUCUGAUCCUCACGAUAAUCCUGCUGAUCAAGCUGAUUGUGGUGAUCCUGGCGUUCACCAUCGACCAUGAGACGAUGAUGAAGUACGUUUUCUUCCCAGUGGCCGGAUACCCCACUGACCCAGAAAUCCAAGUUGAAAUCGACAGUUUACAGACUUCCUUAAACUGCUGCGGAGGCGACAACUACUUGGACUACGUUGGUAUGGAGUUUGCCGCCAACCAAUCCACUACUUAUAUCAGCACUGAAAUCGACGGUAACGCCGUAGUUAUGGUGGUUCCCAACUCCUGCUGCAUCACUGUGGACGAUGUCUGCACUAGGUUGAGGACCACAGGCUGUAAGGAGGCGCUAGUCAGCAUGCUGACUCAGAAUUCCAGUGUGCUUGGUGUUUUGGGCGUCUCUGUCAUGUUUAUUAUGGUACUUGGUAUAGUCUUCGCUCUCCUCUUGGCUCGUUGCAUUAGAAGGUUGAAAAGCGAGCGGGCUCUCUUAGCGUGGAAGCUCAAAGAGCAGAUGAUAAUGGCCAGGCAGGAGGGGAGGAGGAAGGCAGAGAUGGAGAAAGAAAACCACGAGACGGUUUACAUCGACCGCCCUGAUUCCAGCGUGGCUUAAAGCGAUUAGUUUAGUCACUAGUUUGAUAAGUAGAAAUAAAAAUAUCAGUUGUUACUUGUUAGAGUAAUCCUCAAUAUCUUGAUAAUUUCUUGAUUACCUACAUAUUUUAUUGAUUCUAGAAUAUAUUUUAUGACAACUGUUUACUUGCUUUUACGAAUACAUUAUCAUCAUAGAUUUUUUAGUAUUAUAUAUAAACUGUUUACACAUAAACACUUACAUGUAUGUACAUAGUUAUAUAAUAUUAUUGGUUUUAAAUAAUAUCCUUAAUAAAUUUAAGUAUGUACUGUAUAUUUGUAAAUAAUAAUAUUUUGUGAUCAUCCCACAAUUCGUAUAAUUAUUGCAUAGCUUUAAAUUAAUAAUAAAUGACAAAACCCGACGUACCUAAUAAUUCUUUAUUUAGAAUCAACCAGAUCAGAUAUGAAGCCGUAAAUAUUGAAUAAUUAAUUAUACAGGUCUCGUCAAAUAUAAUAAUUAACAAAUAAUAAUAAACUAAAAUCAAUGAAAAAGUAAUUAAUUUACUAAAAGAAAUUGAUCAAUAUAUUGUAAUUAUGGACAAGUCAGCCUCUCUUCGAUUGCUGCGCCCGUAGAGUAGAAAGAUCUGUUACUUACAUUAAGGAUGCAAAUAAAGAAUUAAGUAUUGA
This is a messenger RNA of Plodia interpunctella (Indianmeal moth), 1751 nucleotides long. Its product is annotated as CD63 antigen-like. The transcript has 5 exons. The record is from RefSeq and is a predicted model, not a curated record. Gene Ontology annotation, cellular component: plasma membrane. The coding region runs from base 190 to 1110 and encodes 306 amino acids. NCBI's taxonomy places the organism in Eukaryota, Metazoa, Arthropoda, Insecta, Lepidoptera, Pyralidae.